This is a messenger RNA of Kockovaella imperatae, 1170 nucleotides long. RefSeq lists its product as hypothetical. The coding region runs from base 190 to 1029 and encodes 279 amino acids. NCBI's taxonomy places the organism in Eukaryota, Fungi, Basidiomycota, Tremellomycetes, Tremellales, Cuniculitremaceae. The record is from RefSeq and is a predicted model, not a curated record. The transcript is spliced from 4 exons.
GUCCCAAUACAUCAUCACCACGGUCCCAAUACAUCAUCACCACGGUCCCAUUCGUCGAGCUUGGUCGAACAAACUCGCUGACGCUCGCUUCCUCGCUGGCUUCCACAGGCCCUCACAGCCACUUGUCCUGGACCAAGAGCCUUGCACCUCGUCUCUGGACUCAGACCCACAUUCUUCGAAUCCGUGCCUAUGGGUCAAGCGCAUCGAAUCGCAGCUUCUCUCUUGCUCGCUUUGACGUGUCUCAUCUCAAGCAGUCAAGAUAAGCGAUACCUUCAACCUGUGCUCGUCGCGUUCUGGGUCAUGGCCAUCUCAUCGAGGGGCGAUUCCUUUGUCAAGAUUCCGGUCAAGUGGAUCCUGUUGAAUCUCAACAUUUGCAUCGCCGGCGUCAUGCUCUACGGUACUCUAUUCCAUCUCCCCGUAUGGACCCGAAUCUUUUCGUCCUCCGUUUCUGCUCUCCCUCGUGGAAUAUCCUCUUUGGUGCUGCACGAUGCUACCACCUCGAGCUCUCGACCUUGGGCAUGGAUCAUGCGCGUCAUGUGGAUGUUCCUCGACAUGAUCCCGACCUUGUUGAGCGGCACUAUUGUCGGCAUGGCAUACCGCUUUGACUAUGCUCAAUCCCAAGCUCCCGUUCGACUCCCUACGCAUGUCGAGGCGGCUUCCACCAAGAUCAAGUCCAUGAUCCUCACCAACACCGUCGAGGGAUUCUCCAAACCUACUUUCUGGUCCGCCAUCGCCUCGCUGGCUUUCUCCCUUGCAUUAGGCGAAUUGGGAUCAAUCUACUUAGGUGACGAACGACAUCUCGCGGGAGGACUGUACACUGCUCUCACGGUCCCCUGUGUGAGUGGAGCGACCCUCUUCGUGGCUUGGUAUGGAGGAAAGCUCGACGCAUGGAAGGCGUACACCGAGACAUGGGGUGCUGCAGCAGAAUCAGAAUCAAUGGAAAGCCUGUGCGACGCUUACCCUGUCGAUUCGGAAAAGAGAGCCGUGAGCGAAGACGAAGAGAAACCAACCUUGCUGGUCGAGGUGUAGAGCUCAGAGGGGCAAGGCAUAAGACGGACAAUCGAACAGAGCAUCAGAGGCUAUUCAAUCUACUUUUGGUAAACAGGGUCAAUAUCAUUAACCCGUCCAUUCGUUGCAUCACACGCUGGCAUGCACAUAUCUUGCCGAGAA